This is a messenger RNA of Knipowitschia caucasica, 462 nucleotides long. The record is from the annotation of a GenBank genome assembly. NCBI's taxonomy places the organism in Eukaryota, Metazoa, Chordata, Actinopteri, Gobiiformes, Gobiidae.
AUGAAAGAGUUUUGCCCUGUUCACGAGUGCAAUAAAGGAACCUCACGUUGUAUAUGCGACCCGCCAUACGUACUCAUCCCAUUUCCUACUGAAAGAAAAGAUCCAGAACGUCGUGUCGCAUGGAUUAAAUUAAUGAACAGAAAGAACAUAAAAACAGGUAAAAACUGGGCACCAGACAAGAACAGCCGAGUCUGCUCCAUGCAUUUUGCUGAUGGUGCACCAUCCCGCUCCUUUCCAAACCCUACACUGAAUCUAGGAUACCCAGUGCCAUCAACUAGUACAGGAAAGAAACGGGCACCACCAAAACCACGGACACCUGUUACAGUCCGAGCAUCGAAGAGGCAGAAACUCAACAUCCAGAGCCCCAGCACAGAAGAUGCACAGAAUCGAGGCACAAGCAAGGAAGAUACCCCCAAAACCAGUGGAAGUGACCCUGGAAAUGACCCUGGAACUGAUGCUUAG